Molecule: messenger RNA, 948 nt
Organism: Ectocarpus sp. CCAP 1310/34
Lineage: Eukaryota; Phaeophyceae; Ectocarpales; Ectocarpaceae
Source: the annotation of a GenBank genome assembly
AUGUUUGUAUGUGAUAGCUACAUCUACCCCCGGCGCAAUGAUUCCUUCGUGGACAAGGUGUUCCUGUUCGCGACCACGGUCGGUACCUGGGACCCCUCCCCUACCCCGCCGCUGUCGCGCCUUCCGUCGGCCGAGGAUGACCCCCCCGGUUUUCCACCGACCAUCAUCCCGCCCCUGUGGCGCGUGGAGGAUGCGGCGGCUGCUGCGGCCGAAGAGCAACAACGGCCGCGCGAAAACUGGCUGAAGAGCAUCGUCGCCGCCAUCAUGGUGGCCGUUCGCUUCCUCGUUGGCCCCAACGGCCAGAGGGCGAGGCAGGGAUGCCGGGGCGACGACGACGACGACGACGACAACCACGCCCCCGCCCGACGCGCUACGUGGCGGGAGCGAGCCGCAGCUGCCGCGCGUAGGUUUCUGCGCUCAGCGAGAAACAAGAUCAAAAAUGCCGAGGACCGCCUCCACGCCAUGUUCGACAUCUCCGUCGCGAAGAGAACCGCUCGACUGUUGGACCUGGCGCGCAAGAUAACCGUGCAGGACAUGCCGCGCCGGGCGGGGUUCAGACGCCAAGGCAGCGAUGAGCUCUUUGAGAUCGAUCGUAGCCGCCUGGGAGUGAGCGAUGCCGUCGCCGCCGCUGUGAAGGAUAUUUGCACCAAGUUGGCGGCGGUAUUCCCUGUCAUCGGGUAUAACCAGACGAUGCGGGCUGGCAUUCACGGCCCGACGGUCACGAUAUUCGUCAUUAUGUCUCUUCUCUGCUUGGCGGAGAAGCAGGGGGCGGAGGACGCCGACGUGGUGGUGAUGGUGAAGGUCCCCCUGAUGGCCGCAGCAAGCAGCGUGAAGUCCUUCCAGGACAUCUUGGAGCACGCCCCGGUGUCGCUCGAGCACUUCUUGACUGGGUACCGAGCCGCAAUGGUCGGAGUACCGGCGUGCAACGACUGCGUAGAGCCGGUAUAG